Messenger RNA from Yarrowia lipolytica CLIB122, 2676 nucleotides. RefSeq lists its product as uncharacterized. The record is from RefSeq and is a predicted model, not a curated record. Gene Ontology annotation, cellular component: P-body; PAN complex. Gene Ontology annotation, molecular function: nucleic acid binding; poly(A)-specific ribonuclease activity; protein binding. NCBI's taxonomy places the organism in Eukaryota, Fungi, Ascomycota, Dipodascomycetes, Dipodascales. Gene Ontology annotation, biological process: mRNA processing; nuclear-transcribed mRNA poly(A) tail shortening.
AUGACCUUCACACAUGGCCCCACGGAGUUUGUGGUCGGAGGAAACCCCGGAAAGCUUGUUGUUGUCAACAGUGAGAGAGGAGACGUGACCAGAGUGGUGGAUUCACCAGGUAUGGCCACUCACAUGGCUGGCAGCAGCUCGUGUGUUGUCUGGGGUACAGAAAACGGCAAAUUGGUAGUUGGGGACAACAAUCUGAAGGAGCUGCACACGUUCCAGGCCCAUCAGGGACCCUUUUCAGACGUGUCUGUGCAGGACAACGUGGUCAUGACGUGUGGCUUUUCAGCCGCUUCUACUGGCCACAGAAUCGAUCCGUUGAUCAAGGUAUGGGACUUGCGAAUGAUGCGAGCCAUGGCUCCCAUUUCGUACCCUCUCGCUGCCUUCGUCUGUCAGACUCCUGACUCAAGAACACUCAUCACAUCGCCAUCUGGACAGCUUGAGUUCCUCGACCAUGCCACUCAACAGAUCAAGCUUUACCAGGCUGAAGUGGCUCUCGUAAAUGGAGUAAAGCUGAGCCCUCGAGGUCAUCAUUUCGUCGUUUCCGACACUUCAGGGCAACUACAGCUAUGGAGUGACGAGCCUCAGUCUUCAUUUGCCGAGUUCAGUGCACCAACAGCUUUCCCCACGCCCGAGCAGAGUUAUCCUCCUGUUUCUAUUAGAGACACACGAUACCCUCUGGGUGCAGUAGGAAUGCCUUACUACUCAGACACACUUCUUUCAGCCAUGCCAUCAUCGAUCAUCAAUGUCGGGAUGCCUCCAGAAGAGGUUGAUGAGGAUCUAGAGGUUCGACAGAUUGACUUCGUUGGUCAUGCGCCGAACUACAAGCAACAAAAACGAAACCUGGCGCAAAAAUACAGCAAUCAACGGAGAACGUCGAUCGCAGCACCAAAGUUCCUGUCAGAGAAGGAGAAGGAACGUGCUCGACGAAUGGAGGACAUCGAGGAUGAGUCGUUCUUUGGGGACGAAGAUACAUGCACUGAAGCGUCCAUGUCGUCCAAGAAGGUGCCUCGACUGUAUCGAAAGCUGGAGAUAAAGUAUUCCAAGUUUGGAAUCUCAGACUUUGACUUCUCUUAUUACAACAAUCACACUGGUCUCUCUGGGUUAGAAACCAACCCCUUUAACCCCCUGCUACAGCUCUUUAGGUUCUGUUCGCCCGUUUUCAACUUUGCUCUCAGGUCAGUAGCGAGAGGUACUCCGAACAGGCUUCUGAAUGAGGUCGGUUUGCUGUUCGACAUGAUGCACAAAGCUCGUGGUCACGUGUGUCGAGCAUCGAACCUCAUGCAUUGUUACGAUGGCAUUGCUCAGACGCGAUCCCUUGCUCCUGAAGAUGCCACCAACAUUGUACUAUUCUGCAGAUUUCUUCUUGAGCAGAUUGGAUUCGAGCAGAGACAGACUCCCGCGUUGUUUGAUAGCUUCAGACAGCUUCUGGGUGCCACUGUGAUUACUGUCAAUACCUUUUCGUGUGGUAAAAUGGCCCAGGCUGAAUCUGUAUGGUACACUCUUGAGCUUGCACUUGGGUCCACUUUCUAUGAAUGUCUAGAGCGUACAUUGGACAAGGAGCUUCAUACUCGAGCGUGGUGUGAUAAAUGUCGAAAGUACCAGUCACUGCACGUCAGCAAACACGUUGAGUCUCUUCCUCAGGUGCUGACAUUAUCGGUGGCAGACGGGAACGUCGAUGUUGCCAAGAGCUUCUUGGUCUUAGAUGGUAAGGUCAGCCCGGCUGCUGAAACCGACAAUGAUGCAUACAAGCUCGUUGGUUUCAUUUGUCAGAUUCAGGGCAACGGACAAGUGGCUUUCAUCCGCGUUGGAGACGAAUGGUACCUCUUCAACGACUUCUUGGUCACCAAGGUGUCUGAGAAGGAGGCCUUUAUGAAGACUCCUUGGAAGCGAACCGUCAUGAUGGUAUAUGCUGUUGGAGCAGAUGAGCGAUUUGACUAUGACUCGUGGAAGAACGACAUGGAUGUAUCAGCUCUCUUCGAGGAGCGUCUUGUCAACGGCAACAAUGUCAGUCGAGAAACAACCGACUACGGCUAUGAGCUUAUCAAGGAGGUUCCGCCUCCCAAGACUCUGUGUGCUAUUGACGCUGAGUUUGUUGUGCUCAAAAACGAAGAAACCGAAAUUCGAUCAGACGGCACCAAGGUGGUUCUGGCUCCGCGAAACCUGUGUCUCGCCCGAGUCACUCUCCUCAACGAGGAUGGACACCCUUUCAUCAACGACUACAUUGCCAUCAACGAACACAUCGUGGAUUACCUCACCGCGUUUUCGGGUAUCGAACCCGGCGACCUAGACCCUUCAAUCUCACGCAAGCCUUUGGUCAGUCUACCCACCUCUUACAGACGUCUGUGGCUUCUUCUGAAUCUCGGAUGUGUGUUUGUGGGCCAUGGCCUAGCCAAUGAUUUCCGAACCAUCAACAUGCAGGUACCCCCUGAGCAGGUGAUUGACACUGUGGAUCUGUAUUACAUUCCAUCUGAGCGUCGAAAGCUGUCUCUACGGUUUUUGGCAUGGUGUGUACUGGGCAAAAAGGUGCAGUCAGGUAACCACGAUUCUACCGAGGACUCUCACACAGCUCUGCUCCUGUACAAGAAGUACCAGGACUGUGCGCCUGAAGAGUUCCAGGUACUGCUACUGGACGUUUACCGCCAGGGCCGCAUGUGCAACUUCAAGGUGCCUGAGGCAUGA